GUCAAAAAUGAAAUUUCUCUUGAUUUUGUCUUGCCUGGUCCUCUAUGUGGCCCUCGUCUCUGGCCAAACUUGCCGUGGAGCACCCACCAAUCCGAAUUGCAACGGCGGCAGGGAUGAAGGAGCAGCAAGGCAGGCUCCCGGAGGACCCCGUUGUAAUCCACAGCCGAAUGACAGUAUGUGGUACUUCAACAGGCCCACUGGAAAAUGCAUUAAGAUGAGUUACAAAGGAUGUUACGGCAACAAUAAUCGCUACUGCUCCCUGCGAAGCUGUGAGGCAGCAUGCCCCGUUACCCGCCCAUAA
Molecule: messenger RNA, 301 nt
Organism: Drosophila rhopaloa
Lineage: Eukaryota; Metazoa; Arthropoda; Insecta; Diptera; Drosophilidae
Product: male accessory gland serine protease inhibitor-like
Exons: 2
Coding region: 8-301 (97 amino acids)
Molecular function (GO): serine-type endopeptidase inhibitor activity
Source: RefSeq, a predicted model, not a curated record